AUUGGAGUUUUAAACAUCUUGUGUUUUUUUUUUCCUCUCUUUUUCCUUUUACACAUUUCACCAUAAAACCCAAAAUCCAUCCAGGAUUUUUUUGUAACGUAACGCCAUUCACCGUAAAAAUAAAAAAUAAAAAAGUAUUAAAAUAAUUAUCACAGACUCGUAGAGUUUAGCCAUGUGAGCCCGCCAAGCCAAAGACUCUCUUUCUCUCUCUCUUACACACACACACACACACUCUUUCUAUCUCUCAAUGUACAUUGUCUCACUUCCACGCAGUAUAAAUAUGGGACAUAAACCACAAGCUUUUUCCACCACCACUGCUGUUUCUCUCCUCUUAGACAAGUGUUUUGGUUUUUUUGGGGUCCAAAGUCCAAAAUGGGGCUGCGGGUCCAACAAGCCCUGUUUCUUCUGUUUCUUCUCAAGGUUAUGGUAUUGUUUGUGGAAGAAGCAAAAGCAGAGCAUGUUUUCUACAACGUGAGUAGAUAUAAUGGAAGAAAGCAAUUGAAUGGUUGUAAUUUGUUUCAAGGAAAAUGGGUUUUUGACCCUUCUUAUCCUCUCUACGAUUCCUCUUGUCCCUUUAUAGAUCCUGAGUUUGAUUGCCAAAAGUAUGGUAGACCAGAUAAACAGUAUCUUAAGUACGCCUGGAAACCUGACUCUUGUGACUUGCCCAGGUUUGAUGGGGUAAAUUUUCUAACGAAGUGGAGAGGUAAGAAGAUAAUGUUUGUGGGUGACUCACUGAGUUUGAACAUGUGGGAAUCGUUGGUGUGUAUUAUUCACUCGUCGGUGCCGAAUGUGAAGACAAAUUUCGUGAGAAGGACUCCUCUAUCGUAUGUGACCUUCCAGGACUAUGGAGUAACUUUGUUCCUCUACCGUACACCAUAUCUCGUGGAUCUUGUGAAAGAAUCCGUGGGGGUAGUACUGAGGCUAGAUUCCAUUGAGGAUGGCAAUGCUUGGAAAGGAAUGGACGUUCUCAUCUUCAAUUCCUGGCAUUGGUGGCUCCACAAAGGAAAAUCUCAGCCAUGGGACUAUUUGCGAGAGGGGACCAAAUUGUACAAAGAUAUGGACAGGCUUACCGCAUUUUUUAAAGGAAUGAGUACAUGGGCGAGAUGGGUUGACCUCAAUGUUGACCCUUCAACAACUAAAGUAUUCUUCCAAGGAAUAUCUCCCACCCAUUAUCAGGGACGGGAAUGGAACCAGCCAAAGAAGAGCUGCAAUGGAGAACUUGCACCAUUAUCUGGAUCAAUAUACCCAGCCGGAGCACCGCCAGAAACCUCCAUAGUUAGCAAAGUGCUGAGUAGUAUCCAGAAACCAGUUUAUCUGCUCGAUAUCACCACACUGUCACAGCUGAGGAAAGAUGCUCAUCCAUCAUCAUACAGUGGGGACCAUUCAGGCAAUGACUGCAGCCAUUGGUGUCUUCCAGGUUUGCCUGACACUUGGAACCAGCUCUUAUAUGCAGCACUUCUUUGAAGUUCAACCACAAGACCACAACAUCUUCUGUCAUUUAUGUACAAUAAUUGUCUGUAUACUAGCUCAGAGACUCAAAGAAAAUCUCUCAUUCACUUCCAUUGGUAGGAUGUAUAAUAAUAAAACAGUGGAAAGAAAACCAACUGUAAAGUGAUUGAUUAUAAUUAACCAAAAUGAUGUAUUGGGAAUUGACAGAUAGGAACCCAUUUAUCUACAAUGCAAAGGCAUUGUAAUUGUGAUUUCAGUAACCACUAGGUGGUGUAAGGAUUUAGUUCAAAAUAAACUUGGCUCAUCUUAUCCUAGUUGAAACUAUUGUGUAAGUCCCUUUAUUUUUCUAGCAGUGUUGAUAAUAAAACAAUGUUCCCCCUCUUCAAUGUUCA
This is a messenger RNA of Cannabis sativa, 1841 nucleotides long. RefSeq names its product protein trichome birefringence-like 38. Gene Ontology annotation, cellular component: Golgi apparatus. NCBI's taxonomy places the organism in Eukaryota, Viridiplantae, Streptophyta, Magnoliopsida, Rosales, Cannabaceae. The coding region runs from base 373 to 1464 and encodes 363 amino acids. The record is from RefSeq and is a predicted model, not a curated record. The transcript has 5 exons. Gene Ontology annotation, molecular function: O-acetyltransferase activity.